This is a messenger RNA of Sitodiplosis mosellana (orange wheat blossom midge), 3452 nucleotides long. RefSeq lists its product as uncharacterized. The transcript is spliced from 4 exons. Lineage: Eukaryota; Metazoa; Arthropoda; Insecta; Diptera; Cecidomyiidae. The coding region runs from base 664 to 2940 and encodes 758 amino acids. The record is from RefSeq and is a predicted model, not a curated record.
AGCGACAAAUCACAUUCGGUUCACACCGUCUAUCUCACUUAUCCACUGCAAUGGCACGGAUAUAGACGAAUGAUGCUUGACGAUGUGCGAGAGAUACAACGUUUUCCCACUUUCGUUCUCUCGUUUUCUCGAUUGUUCUCUCGCUCACUCGCUCCCUUAUGCUGUGCUGUAUACACACUGUCACGUUGUCACAUCAAGCCUCAGUCUGUGUGUACUGUACAUUCGCUCGUGGUUCAAGGGAAUGUUUGCACAAACACCAAUGCAAACUCGUUCGGCUCUGGCCGCUUAUAUACUAAAUAGAAUGCUGUGUUUGUGUGUAGAAUCGCAUUUGACAUUUGCAUAAACAAAGCAAUGCCGCACACUUUUUUGUCACAUUCCAUUGUUGCGAGUGACAUUAGCAUUUUAGCCUUUUUUAAUCUGAUUUGAAUGGAAAUUUUUAAUAAAAUUUUCACUCAUAUGUUCAACUAGUGGAUUUUUGUGCCUAUUUGAUCGGUUUUUCGAGUGAAUAAACGAAGAGUUCGCAGAUUUUUGGUCAAAUUUUCGAUAUUUUCCAUCGAUUUGGAGAAAAAGAAUUUGAUUAUCGCUAGAAGGCAUCAUCAAUUCGUUCAUUUUGGUAAACAGUCCGAUUUUUCAGUAUCGCCAUUCAAUUCUACUUGAAACAAGAUGAAUACGGACAAGUGGAAACGUGAAUUGGAUACACUUAUGAGCCAAAUUGAGGAGCAUUCGAUGGCAACAUUGUGGCGAAUCAAGAGACAAUGCAAUCGUUCUGGUUUACCCGUUGACAAAAGUUUUCGGAAAAUCUUCCUUCGUGCAACCAACGAACGGAUUGCCGAAACGUUUGAUCGAUUGGAGAGCCAACCAUCGUCCAGCGGAUCGAAUAAAGGCGGACACAGAAUGAUCAGACGCUCACGAAGUAAGUUCAGAAUGAGUAGGCGUUCUCAAAGUAAAACCGGAACGAAUAGACGCUCCCGAAGCAAAUCGAGGAGAUCGCCCAGAAAAUCGGUUGUGAAUUCAUCAAUGCGUUUGCCGUUAGUUCAAUCCAGCUCGAAGCCGAGUACAAGCCAGUCAAGAGAUAGGCAAUUUUCCAGAGGAAAAUCAGUGCAAAGCUCGAUCAAAAAGAGGCCAGCAGAUAGUAGCAGCUCACGGAAGCGGACUGAGACCCAGUUACAUUCGACGGGAUCGAAUGGAAUCACCAGAGCGGGUAGAGAGGUUAAAACGGAAGUCGGCACAAAACUCCAUUCGGAUUCCAUGAAAUUCGGUUGUCUCCACUGCUUGAAAUCGAAAGAGAUCAACGAUUUCUACUCUGACGACAUUGAUUUGGUCUACGGUCAUUGGUUGUCAGCUCACACCGAUCUGCCCAAAGCGGAGCCGUUUCAAUUCUAUGUGACCCAGUUGGUGGCUUGUCACUACUGCGACGUGGUUGGAUCUUUCUCUGAGGUGAUCGAACAUCAACAGAAGGUUCAUCCAACGAAUGUUCUAAUCAUUGCAAAUCAAUCGAAUCGAGAACAAUGUGCUCUUUGCAAUCGAGUCGGAGAAUUGGAUGAUCAUUUCGAACGUGCACACAAGGUCAUUCUAUCGAAACAUUCUUUGAAUCCAUUCCGAGUGACGGAUGACAUUUUGAAAGAGGUUCUCAGCAUUGGAAUUCACAAAAAGUGUCAAUGUGGUCAUUGCAAAACGAUUUUUGACACGUUCCAUGAGCUUGAGCAUCAUAAUUCUAUGGAGCAUUCUGACUUGGUGAUCAUUUCCAAUGAGGUAGUCGACAAGAAGAGGGUAAACAUACAUUGCGAGGAAUGCAAUGUGAUGGCCGAUCAAGAGGAAUAUUUCAAGCAUUUAGAAGAGCAUUCAUUCCAAUUCAAGUGUAGCGAAUGUCGUUUUCAAACGAACGUCUUGGUCGAACUCAUGGCUCAUGAUGCACGGGCCCAUAAGAGCAAGGUGGUCAAGGUUCGAAGUGAAGAAUUCACAAACCAUUUGAAGGAUGUUCAUUCGAAAUCGAAGAUGAUCUUUAGCAACGGUUUGGUUCUGUCGAUUUUCAAUUUGAAGGGCACCAAAUACGAUAAUAGCUCCAAAUUUGCACAAGUGCUGAAGACAUUAGAAGAACGUGUGGAUGGUUUAGUACGGAAAAGAACUGAGACUGUGUCAAGAGACAUGGUUCAUGGCAAAGACAAUGAUCGAAGUGUUGAAAAUGGCAGAAACAAGGAGGAGAGUUCAGACAGUGGGAGUUCAGACAGUGACACGGAUACGGAUACGGAUACCGAUUCCGAUACAUUUUCCAUGUCAUCGGACACAUCCACAUCAACAUCGCUAUCAUUAUCAUCAUCGGAUUCGUCAAUCGCAUCACACACGCCAUUGUCCAAGUCAGAACUUCAGGCAGAAUUGCGGAAACAAAACGAAUUGGUCAACAAUUUAUCGAUCACCGGCAUUCCAUGCCUACGCAAUGAAAAUUUACUCCGGAUUUUCGACCGAAUUUGCAUGAGAAUCAACGCACCCGUGACGCAGAGAGAUGUUCUGAAGAUAUUUCGAACGUCGGGUCCGAAUCAACCAAUUAUCGUGAAACUGAAGACAUGGACGGCCAAGGCCAACAUAAAACGUAGUUUCAAGCACAAGGAUUUGUGGUCGUCAGAAAUCGUUUCGUUGCCAGAACGGAUGACAUCGACCAGGCUAUUCGUCAAUUUGCACACAACACGAUUCUAUGGGAAAAUGGCACAAAUCGCCAAGUAUUACAAGAAAACCGGCAUCAUUACGUCGUAUUACUUGUGCGAGAAUGGUCUGCUGGUGAGAAGCCAGGACGAUGACAAGGAUCAUCAGAUUCUGUCGAAGCAAGAGCUACUGGACUGGAUCAGAGACGUCAAGGAUAGGCAAUUCAAGAGGAACCGGAAACGAGACAUAAGGUCUCGCAGCGAAUUUGAUACAAGAAGAUCCAAAUAUCGCCGAUCCAAUUGAUCAAUUCAACAGCAGAAGGAAAUUAUAACAAAAUAUAUCAUUUUUACACACAAAAUAACUCUUUCCAACAGAUUUUUAUGAAGGGAAUUUUUUUUAUCAAACUGAUAUUUUUCAAGAAUGAUUUUUUAUUUUACUGAAAAAUGGAAAAUUUCAUAUAUUUGGUUAAAAAAAUUGGAUAAAUUCCAUUAAAGAAAUUAUUGAAAAUGAAAAAUUAAUGGAAAACAAAUUAAAACAGCCUUACUUCUAGCCUAAAAUUAGAUUUCAAAUCUAUGCUUUUCCGCAAAUAUUUUUUCUAAGAAAACUGGUUCAAUAUUGGCCACUAAUCGGCUUAAUUUGAAAACAAUUCUGUCAAAUUUUUUUACGAAUAUCAAUUCACCCAAUUAUUGUAUGGUUUGAUAGAGCAGGCGUCGGUCAAUUUAUUUUGGGGAAAAAAAAUUCUUGAAAUAAAAAAAAUUGAAAAUAAAAAGUAAUAAAUUUGAAUAAAACAAAACAUUCAUUACUCCAAAAACAAA